AUGGAGUACACGUCAUCCCCGAAACCGCAGCUUUCAUCCCGGGCAAAUGCUUUCUCCAUAGCCGCCCUGAUGUCCAGUGGGAAGCCCAAUAAGGACAAGGAGACGGAGGAGAACACCAUCAAGCCUCUGGAACAAUUUGUGGAGAAGUCGUCCUGCAACCAGCAGUCUCUGGCGGACCUGUCCUCCCUGGAUGGGCACGGAGACUUCAGCGGGAGCGCGCCCGCGGUGUGCACGGAGCCGCUCAUCCCCACCAAUCCCGGCAUCCCUAGCGAGGAGAUGGCGAAGAUCUCGUGCACCUUGGAGACCAAAGAGCUGUGGGACAAAUUUCACGACCUCGGUACCGAGAUGAUCAUCACCAAGUCUGGAAGGAGGAUGUUCCCCACCAUCCGGGUCUCUUUCUCCGGGGUGGACCAGGACUCCAAAUACAUCGUGUUGAUGGACAUCGUCCCGGUGGACAACAAGCGGUACCGGUACGCCUACCACCGCUCCUCCUGGCUGGUGGCCGGCAAGGCCGACCCUCCUCUGCCCGCCAGGUUGUACGUGCACCCGGACUCCCCGUUCACCGGAGAGCAGCUCGUGAAGCAAAUGGUUUCCUUCGAGAAGGUCAAACUGACAAACAACGAACUGGACCAGCACGGACAUAUCAUCCUCAACUCCAUGCACAAGUACCAGCCGCGUGUCCACAUCAUCAAGAAGAAGGACCACACCGCCUCGCUGCUCAACCUCAAGUCUGAGGAGUUCCGCACCUUCGUCUUCGUCGAGACCGUCUUCACCGCCGUCACGGCCUAUCAGAACCAGCUGAUCACCAAACUGAAGAUCGACAGCAACCCGUUCGCCAAAGGUUUCCGGGACUCUUCAAGGCUGACGGACAUGGAGAGGGAAAGUGUUGAGAAUCUGAUCCACAAGCACUCGUACGCCCGGUCGCCGAUCCGAACCUACGCUGGAGACGAGGAGAACCUGAGCGAGGACGGACUCAGCGCACACACCAGGGGCUCAGCGUUCACCGCCUCAGACAACCUCUCCCUGAGCUCCUGGGUCACCUCCGCUUCGGGCUUCUCGGGCUUCCAGCACCCACAGUCCCUGUCAGCCAUGGGCGCCGGCUCCCUGCCUCACCCCAUCCAGGGCUCCCUGCCCCCCUACAGCCGGCUGGGCAUGCCGCUGACGCCCACCGCUCUGGCUGGAACCAUGCAGGGCAGCGGGCCGUCUUUCCCUUCCUUCCACAUGCCCCGCUACCACCACUAUUUCCAGCAGGGGCCCUACGCUGCCAUCCAGGGACUCCGCCACUCUUCCACGGUCAUGACGCCCUUUGUAUGACUCUGUCCUGGGGAGGAGACGGCCGAUCUUCAGUCUGAUCCCCAAUCCAGUGCAACCAGUUAUUUCUCCACUCCGGCUCAUCACUCCUCAUCCUGUUUGUAUCUUUCCCCCUGGUCUUUGUAAAUAGUUCACCUGCAGCGAGCGAGGUGAGGAGGACGUGGCGUACUGAUCCAGAAAAAAAGGGACUGUGGUUUCUAUAAACACUUUAGUGACAUUAUACAAACCUCAAACGAAACUGUAAAAGCGAGACGAGGAGCAUGUUUGGUCUUGGCCCUUGAAGAACAGAAAGAGGAUCCUCACCUAAAACUCAUUUAAACAAUAUUUAGAAGACCCUCUAAAGGUGUAACGGCCCCUGCAGGGUCACAGAAGGCAGGCUGCCGUGCGAUGCUUCAGCAGUGCAACCUAAGACGAUGGUCUUUGGAGAGACUGAUGCUGCAGUACGUUAGACACGAGGCUCAGUCUGAGUCUGAACACUUCAGCGUAUCUCUGUUUUCUAGUGAGCCAGCCAUAUGUACAGUUCAAACU
This is a messenger RNA of Cottoperca gobio, 1839 nucleotides long. It is a transcript of the gene tbx20, whose product is annotated as T-box transcription factor 20. Gene Ontology annotation, molecular function: RNA polymerase II cis-regulatory region sequence-specific DNA binding; DNA-binding transcription factor activity, RNA polymerase II-specific. The record is from RefSeq and is a predicted model, not a curated record. The transcript has 8 exons. Gene Ontology annotation, biological process: positive regulation of DNA-templated transcription; regulation of transcription by RNA polymerase II; cell fate specification. Gene Ontology annotation, cellular component: chromatin; nucleus. Lineage: Eukaryota; Metazoa; Chordata; Actinopteri; Perciformes; Bovichtidae. Bases 1 to 1314 code for a protein of 437 amino acids.